This is a messenger RNA of Parasteatoda tepidariorum (common house spider), 465 nucleotides long. Lineage: Eukaryota; Metazoa; Arthropoda; Arachnida; Araneae; Theridiidae. The record is from RefSeq and is a predicted model, not a curated record.
UUACGGCCUUCGUUUGCCGUGAGGUGUGUACUUACUGGGUAGAUAAUCAACAUGCGAUAAGAUAAAAUUGUUUUCCUGACAAACAAACAAAAAAAGACAAAAGAGUUUAUUUAGUUUCGGUUAAAUAAGAGUGAGAAAAGAUAUCUAGAAGAUACAAUCUCGAUUCACGGGGCAUCAAGUUAGAAUUUUUAAAGUAACAUUUGCAUUUAUUGCUCGUUUUCAUUUGUCUGCAACAAAUAUGUCUGACAAUUCCGUGCAGUAUGUUGAUGGCAUUCCGAUCCCUGCUAUGUUUCCAGCUGAUAAAUUCCGUUCCGCACUUACAUACAAACCAAAUCCAAACGAUCUUUUCCUCGUGACCUAUCCUAAGUGUGGAACAACAUGGACAAGCCUAAUACUUCUACUUCUAUUCCAGAAAGGAGAAAAACUGAAAGACAUGGAAAAGUCACCCUUUUUAGAAAUGGCAGG